AUGCUGCUCAGUCCCAAGUCCGAAGCCUCAGAAUUCAUUGAAUUUAUCUUCCACAGCAUCAUAACCACGUCAGGGCUGGUGGAAGUACCCAACCUGAGCCACGUCCAUGACACCAAGAAGGGCAACUCUUCCAUCCCUUACCUGCAGGCUAUAGACUUGGAAGGCAAUCACAUCAAGCGACUGACGCCCCACGCGUUGCGUGUCUCCGCCGAUCAAGUAUCACUGAAUCUAAACCUGAUUGAAGAAGUACCCGCAUUUGCAUUCAAAAACGCACAGAUAUCAAGACUGAGUUUCCGAGGAAACACGAAACUGAAGCAUUUGGACGAAAACGCAUUUGCUGGAAAUCUUUUACUGAGACAACUGGAUUUGAGCAGCACGAUAAUAGACUCCCUGCCGACCAAAGGCCUGGAGAACCUACAAGUGCUCAAAAUAGAGAGGACCCCGUCACUCAAGUACAUCCCAUCUAUUUACGAAUUUCGGCAACUACAAGAAGCCCGGCUAACCCAUCACUUCCACUGCUGCGCCUUUGCGUUCCCCGAGAGGCACAACCCGGCCAGACACAAGCUCUUCGAAAUGCAACUGGCACUUGUAAAAGAGAAAUGCGGGAACAUUGAUCAGAAGACAGAAUCACGGAGAAGAAGAUCCCUGAGAGACAGGCGAAUAAGAAAACUAACGGAGGAUUUAGAGGCUGAAGACGACACUCCUACCACCAGCGAGGAGACCGGCUUCGACAGCAACGACUAUUACUUCGACGAACCGUCUAGCUCAGAGAACAGCGACCAGUUCCACGCCCCGAUAGAUAGCAACGUCUCUUCGCAGAAGGUGGCUUACAAUUGCGCCGGCUUCAUGACUGGGAAACCAAAGGUCGUGUGCACUCCGCAACCAGACGCGCUAAACCCUUGCGAAGAUGUCAUGGGUUGGUCGUGGCUGCGAGCCAGCGUCUGGUUCGUGAUCGCAGCAGCUGUCGUCGGCAACAUCGCUGUGCUGACUGUCCUUCUCACAAACCAGUCGGAACUCACCGUCCCAAGGUUCCUCAUGUGCCAUCUCGCUUUCUCCGACCUUUGCACCGGCAUCUACCUCUUUAUGCUUGCCGUCGUAGACCUCAGAUCUUACGGAGAGUUCUUUAACUAUGCCUACGAUUGGCAGUACGGCGUCGGAUGCAAGAUUGCUGGCUUCCUCUCCGUAUUCUCUGGACAGCUAUCAGUAUUCACACUCAGCGUUGUAACUCUUGAACGAUGGUUCGCGAUUACAUACGCCAUAUAUCUGGAGAGGCGAAUCUCUUUGUUGGCAGCCGCGAAGAUUAUGAUCGGGGGGUGGCUGUUCUCGUUUCUGAUGGCUGGACUGCCUCUUGCUGGAGUCUCAGAUUACUCUUCGACUUCUAUCUGCCUACCGGUUGAGAGUCAGAACGUGGGAGAUGGAGUUUACCAGGGAUCACUGUUUCUUACGAAUGCUGUGGCGUGGUUUACGAUUGUGGUCUGCUACGUACAGAUAUACAGGUCAUUGGGAGGAGGGGGGGAGAAGUAUGGAGGAAGAGGGGCAGCAGCAGCGGCCGAGAGACGAAUCGCGAAUAAGAUGGCGUUGUUGAUAGGAACCAACCUGCUGUGCUGGGCGCCAGUGGCCUUUUUUGGCGUCACAGCACUCGCUGGAGUGCCGUUAGUAGAUGUAAGUCACGGGAAAGUGUUACUAGUGUUUUUUUAUCCUUUGAACGCGUGCGCGAAUCCGUUCCUGUACGCGAUAUUAACGAAACAGUACCGGAGGGACUUUAUAAUGCUCAUAGCUAGGACUGGUCAUUGCAACUGGCUGGUAGAGAAGUACAAAUUGGCCACGACGCCGCCCCCGACGGCCCACACGAAUCCGUCUAACCCAGCGCCUCUUCUACCUCUAGUAGACUACCAGAGAAGUCAAUCACAAAUUAGUAAAGGAAAUGGUGAUGCUAUGUUUUAAGUGUUAGUUUUAAGAAUGAUGAAUGAAUACUGGUAUUAUUAUAAGACUAUUUAUUUA
Molecule: messenger RNA, 2001 nt
Organism: Ostrinia furnacalis (Asian corn borer)
Lineage: Eukaryota; Metazoa; Arthropoda; Insecta; Lepidoptera; Crambidae
Product: follicle-stimulating hormone receptor-like
Exons: 10
Coding region: 1-1944 (647 amino acids)
Biological process (GO): adenylate cyclase-activating G protein-coupled receptor signaling pathway; hormone-mediated signaling pathway; activation of adenylate cyclase activity
Cellular component (GO): plasma membrane
Molecular function (GO): protein-hormone receptor activity; G protein-coupled peptide receptor activity
Source: RefSeq, a predicted model, not a curated record